AUGAUUGAUAGGCGCUCGCCAGGUUCGGACUACCUUAAUCGAGACUUGCCGAAGGUCGGGUCGCAGCGUCCUUACAAAGCACUUCUUUGGGGUGCCGUUGGGUUCUGUACAGCCCUUCCGGAAUCCGGAUAUCGCGCCGGCCCAGAAAUUGACUUGGGCUAUGAAAUUCAUCGCGCAAUAGUUUCGAAUGAAACGCCCGCGAUAUAUUCAUUCCUGAAUAUUCGCUAUGCAGCACCGCCACUCGACACGCUCCGCUUCGCGCCACCAGCAGCGCCAACAACGAACCGGAGCGCUGUUCUCGACGGGGCAGAUGAUAUCAUCUGUCCACAGACGUCCCCGGCCUGGUUGGACACGGCUGUUGAAUUUAUUCAAGGGGUGAGCUUUGUCAAUGUGACCCCGAUUGACUAUUCCAAGGCAGCAGUUCCUGCCCUUACCCCCGGAACAACAGAAGAUUGUCUUUUCCUGGAUGUGCGCGUUUCGGAGACAGUUUUCAAUGCUCGAAAGACAGGCAAAGGUGCACCUGUGGUCGUCUGGAUUCACGGCGGUGGAUAUAUCCAAGGGUACAAGUCGCAAGAGGGCAGUGGACGCGGUUUGAUACUGGCGAGCGAGCAAUACAACGAAACAGGAAUCGUCUACGUCGCCAUCAAUUACCGACUUGGGCUUUUUGGCUGGUCCUCUGGUCCUACAUUUGGGGCUCAAGGACAAGCGAAUUUAGGGCUGCUCGAUCAACACUUCGCUCUCGAUUGGAUCCAGAAAUAUAUCCAUUUCUUCGGCGGGGAUCCAACCCGUAUCACUGUUCUGGCGGAAUCUGCAGGCUCCGGUUCAGUUCUUGCCCAUCUCACGUCGUAUGCAGGUGGCCGGGGCCCUCUACCAUUCAGCAAAGCCAUUCUGCAGAGUCCCUGGAUGUUGCCGUUCCCCGAUCGAAGACAGCAGGAGAAUCUCUUUCAGUCCGUGCUUCGCGCGGCGAAUGUGACAUCCUUCGACGCUCUACAGCGGGCAUCCAGCCAAGUUCUGAUGGAAGCAAACAACGUUAUUGGGACCAGGGCACCCUACGGUACCUUUGCUUUCGGACCCGUGAUCGACGGAAGUACUGGCUACCUUCCCGGCCCUCCAGGCAUUCUUCUCCAAGAAGGUCGUUUCCAUUCAUCCGUCCAACCGAUGGUGAGCUACAAUUUAAACGAAGGCAUAUUAUUCGCAUCGCCCUUUGUCACCAACUCCUCCGCGUUCGAGGCCUUCAUUGUCGAUCUUUUCCCAGAAAGCCUUUCUGCCACUGUUGAUCGCAUCGCCACCACUCUCUAUCCGCCACCGACGCCGAACGGGACUGCCAAUGCUAAUAGUGCUCUGGGCUACGCAACCCAGCCGGAAAGAGUGGCGGCCGCCUUUGGUGACCUUGUCAUCCGUUGCAAUGCGAUGUACCUCCUGAAUGCCUACCCCCAGAAUUCUUACGCCUACCGGUUUGGUGUACCCCCCGGGUGGCAUUCCAACGAUGAGCCGUAUACGUUCUACGAGGCGGACAGCAGCAGUAGUAGCAAGCUGGAUCCGAAGGUGGCUCAGGCACUGCAGGGCUAUCUCACCCGCUUCGCUGUUCAUGGUGAUCCUAACGCAGUCGGCCUCCCUCCGUUCCGUCCGUAUGAUCGCACCACCGCGACCGUCCAGGAACUGGAUCGGACCUAUAUUGGACCCCUAAAAAGCGAUAUUUCCGCCUUGGUGUGUAAACGGUGGCUCGAGGCAUGGAAAACCGGCGGUCACCGGCUAGAUUGA
Molecule: messenger RNA, 1761 nt
Organism: Aspergillus tanneri
Lineage: Eukaryota; Fungi; Ascomycota; Eurotiomycetes; Eurotiales; Aspergillaceae
Exons: 5
Coding region: 1-1761 (586 amino acids)
Source: RefSeq, a predicted model, not a curated record